CAUAUAGAAUAAGAAAACAAGAGGAAUAUACAUUUAGAGAAGACUAGAAUAUAUGGGGGGGAUUGUGUACACUUGAAAACGUUGGGAGCGUUCAACAGUGUAAAUACGUUCUGAUGGAUGUAAUAAGGAAAUACUGAAUGGUUUAGUUUAUAUAAGAUAUGUGGGGAUUUAUGUUAUGCAAAUUGAACCAUGGAAGGAGAAAAGGGGAAGUCACUGAUAUUUUAAGGUUGUUUAAAUGAAUAUUCUAAAAUGUAAAAUAAAAAGCAAUAAACAUUAUAUAAUUUCUCUCUCUCUCAUGAUGCUGUAAUGUUUGUGUGCUUCGUUCUGCCAAAAUCUCGGAGGGAGAACAUUGCCACUUCCAACAGGCUCCCCCACUUUCCUGAGAUUCUAUGUGUAUGUUGAGGCUCCCCCCCCCCUUGAGGCUUUAUGUUAUUGUUGUAAAGCUUGUUGUUAUUAUUACAAGCAGCUCCCCUUUAGUCCUGCCCUGCCCUAUUCCGCCUCUUUCCAUGACAUUUUCAUGCUGCUUCCUGGUCCAUGUGACAGGUUGUGUGUCACUGGGAGGUUUGCCUGUUAACUCUGCUCCAGGACAAGUUACAUCAGUGGUAAAAUUCCAUAUUGGAAAGAGUUAAAACUAAUGACAGUCACAGGGAUGGGAUGGGUCUGGAUUGUCUCAGGUGUCAGAGGCCUUGGUAAAGAGGGAAAGGAGCCAGACACGCCUCGGUGGGGAGGGAAUUCCCCAAGGGGGAUCUGCCCCCAGGAUGGCCUCUCUUGGGCCACUCCAAACUCCAAACUCUGAGGGUGUUGAACCUACCUAGAGGGGCCCCUCUGCCAACCCUCCAACCCAAGAGGGUCAGUAGGGAACGAGUGGGAAUCCCUCAUGUGAGCACCUUGAAUUGAGCCCAGUGUCAAAAUUACACCCCAUACAAAUUACUCACCUGCCAAUCUCAGUUUGACGCCAUUCAUUCAUUGAGAACACUGAAAGGAAGGCACAAGGAGGCUGAUUCAGUUGUAGGAAAUCCCUUCUGUUACCUGCACAUUUUGCUUAAUAACUUUCCUUCCAAGAGGUAGAAACUUACAUCUUACUUUUUAUUUUAUUUUUUGCAGCAGAAAGCUCAGAGUCUGGGAUGUGGAGUCCAGCAAGACAGCUCCAUUCUUCUUCGGGGAACCUCUUUAUUCUCCAGACCAUGUAUGAAUUUUAUUAUGGUACAUUGUAUUUCUUUUUGUAGAAUUUGCUAGCGGCUCUCCUUAGGACAGACAGAACUUGGCAGAAGACCAAAGGAUUCCUUCCUGUCACUUGGAGGCUCCCUGAAAGCCCAGAUGGAUGAGCCAGACUCAGCUGGCACUGAAGCAGGAAGAGGUUAUGCUAUCAAAACUGAGAGCAGUGGGGCAUUAUGGGAAAACUCUGUGCAGAAGAUCCUGGGUGAGGAGGACACUCUCUGCUCAGAUGUGCAGAGCCAGCAGUUCAGGCAGUUCUGCUACCAGGAGGCCAAAGGACCCAGAGAGGUUUGUGGUCGAUUCUACCACCUUGACCAUCAGUGGCUGAAACCAGAAAGGCACACAAAAGCUGAGAUGCUGGACCUGGUGAUCUUGGAGCAGUUCCUGGCUGUCCUUCCCCCGGAGAUGGAGAGCUGGGUGAGGGAAUGUGGAGCGGAGACCAGUUCCCAGGCGGUGGCCCUGGCCGAAGGUUUCCUCCUGAGUCAGGCAGAGGAGAGGAAGCAGGCAGAGCAGCAGGGAAAGGAUCCAUUUGCAGAAAUGGGCUUAGAUUCCUCUGAGGCAGAGAGGACCCCGUUGGACACCAGAGAGAGGCCUCUGGGUAAGGAGGAAUGUGUCUGGAGGCAGUUGGAGGAUGGAUGGCGGCUAACAGAUUGAGGUUGAAUCCUGACAAGACAGAAGUACUGUUUUGGGGAAUGGGGUGGGCAGGUGUGAGGGACUCCCUGGUCCUGAAUGGGGUAACUGUGCCCCUGAAGGACCAGGUGCGCAGCCUGGGAGUCAUUUUGGACUCAUAGCUGUCCAUGGAGGCACAGGUUAAUUCUGUAUCCAGGGCAGCAGUUUAUUAGCUCCAUCUGGUACACAGGCUGAGACCCUACCUGCCCACGGACUGUCUCGCCAGAGUGGUGCAUGCUCUGGUUAUCUCCUGCUUGGACUACUGCAAUGCGCUCUACAUGGGGCUACCUUUGAAGGUGACCCAGAAACUGCAAUUAAUCCAGAAUGCGGCAGCUAGACUGGUGACUGGGAGCGGCCACAGAGACCACAUAACACAGGUUCUGACAGACCUUCAUUGGCUUCCAGUACGUUUCCAAGCACAAUUCAAAGUGUUGGUGCUGACUUUAAAAGCCCUAAACGGCCUCUCCACCCCCAUAUCUUAGCCAGGACGCUGAGGUCCAGCUCCGAGGAUCUUCUGGCAGUUCCCUCCCUGCAAGAAGUGAACCACCAGGGAACCAGGCAGAGGGCCUUCUCGGUAGUGGCACUCUCCCUGUGGAACACCCUCCCUUUAGAUGCCAAGGAGAUAACAAACUAUACAGCUUUUAGAAGAUAUCUGAAGGCAGCCUUGUAUCGGGAAGUUUUUAAUGUUUGUUGCUUUCUUAUGUUUUAAAUAUUCUGUGUAAGCCACACAGAGUGACUGGGGAAGCCCAGCCAGAUGGGCAGGGUAUAAAUAUUAUUAUUAUUAUUAUUAUUAUUAUUAUUAUUAUUAUUAUUAUUAUGUAUUUGUACACAGCUAAAAUACGAAAUGGCUACAAACAGCCCAAUGCAUGAAGCAGGUGAGGCUUUUUCUAUGGCCAAGCUGUAGUUAGAGCUGCCCUGCUUCACUCAUGGCUUCCUACUUACC
Messenger RNA from Zootoca vivipara (common lizard), 2827 nucleotides. NCBI's taxonomy places the organism in Eukaryota, Metazoa, Chordata, Lepidosauria, Squamata, Lacertidae. The record is from RefSeq and is a predicted model, not a curated record.